AUGAGUUCAGUGAUUUCGAAUGAAGCGGAUUUGACAGUUGAUAGUGAUGUGGUCAUUGCAGCUCCAAAUUACAAAGCGUCCCACACGCCAGCUGCGUCUGAGAGCAUACUGUCCGAGAUUGACAAUUUCAACAGCGCCUUCUCACUGCCUCAAAAUCACGACAUCAUGUCUGACGUGAGUGGUGGAAAUUUGGACCAAUCAGAAUCGUCAGAUGACCUGAAUGCGGGAGUUCAUAUGGGCGUUGGCGACUUCUCUGAAUACAUUAUAUCUGCUUCGUCUCAUGGGAGAGCAUCAGUUGAUGCCCUGCAGCAGCAUACAAGGCAAGCUCAGGAGCGGAGCAGCAAAGAAAGAAAGAGUGAGCCGAAAUCGGACAACAAAGAUGCCGAUUCGAGAGUGUUGUGUGUAUUCCUGGGCGAGGGUCACGUGGGAGGGGUGGUGUUCGAGGAGAGGGGGAGGUCACUGGAGUUCAUCGAGGACUGUCCGGAGCAGAAGCCUUUUCUGAACACCAGUUCACUCGUGCAUUCUCUCUCACCCUCAACCGUCCUUGUCAAGAAGGGAAAUAAGGAUUUCUGUGAUUUUCUGAGUCACUUAAAAUCGGAGCUGGAAGAGACGACAGUGGCGAAGGAUGAUGACUUAGCUGGGAACAGAGAGCGUUUUGCUCUGAAGGAACUCGGCUUCAAAAUGUUUGACUUGGAGAACGCCACCAAAAGAUUACUCGCCACUAAACUUCCAGGUGACUCUGCUAAACUACCGCUCAAGGUAUCAAUGUUCUGGCGGAAAAGACUUAUAACAAAAUUUAGCAGACCAAAAGAUAUUAUGAGAUAA
This is a messenger RNA of Symsagittifera roscoffensis, 825 nucleotides long. RefSeq lists its product as uncharacterized. The transcript has 4 exons. The record is from RefSeq and is a predicted model, not a curated record. The coding region runs from base 1 to 825 and encodes 274 amino acids. Lineage: Eukaryota; Metazoa; Xenacoelomorpha; Acoela; Convolutidae.